Schistosoma curassoni is the source of this 1748-nucleotide messenger RNA. Lineage: Eukaryota; Metazoa; Platyhelminthes; Trematoda; Strigeidida; Schistosomatidae. The record is from the annotation of a GenBank genome assembly.
GCCUAAUCCAAACUUUUGGAUGGCCUUGAAACCUUAGAUGCUGUGGAUGUAUACACUGGUUACUUAUAAUUAUCAUCGUCGCAGCCAGUUGUACAGUGAUACUGAAGUUCGCACAUAGAAAUGGGUGUCCACUCAUAUUCAUCUUUGUUUGAAUAUCUCAAAAAUGUUGGUGUUCAUAUGCUUGACGAACUAUACACUCAUCCUCCAACAUGUCUUGUCGUUUUUAGAGAAUUACCUGAACUAGCGAAACAUUUUGUCAUGAGACUUUUAUUUAUUGAACAACCAAUACCAAAAUCCAUUGUCUCUGGGUGGGUUGAAAAGGGUUCUAGUGCACUUCUAAAUGACUCAUGUAAAGCUUUGACUGAUUUGAGAAUAUGGCAUUCUACAGACAGUAAUGUUUCUCGAGGCUCUUGGUCGUUAAAUAAAAAGUAUCAAGAGUCGAUUCGGAUAUCACUGUUUGGAGGUGGAAAACCCUUACUUGGAGAUUUAGGCAUAGUGACAAACGAUAAGUACUCAAAAAGUGUUGACUUUUUAAAAUCGUAUGCAGCUGAACGUUGGGAUGCUAUACUUCACUUUAUGGUAGGUUCUGAAUCAGCGGAAGUUGGAAGUGUUGUGAAGGAUGUCCUUUUAUUGUCCAACUUAAUGAAAUGUGAAGGUAAUGAUUGUCCAAUCGGUAUCACAAAGCAUGGGUUCCAUUUCUUGCUUAUGAGUCGACAGUUUCAAGUGCUAGUUUUCAUCCUGCACUACUUUGACUACUUAAAGGAAAAUAGUAAAAAUCUAGUUGGAGCCCUACAGUUUGUUUUCCAACUUAGUUUUUUGUGUCCGACAAAGAGCUAUCCAGUAGAGGCACUGAGUACUGCCCAGCAGGAAGUAUUACAACAUAUGCGCGAACUCGGCUUAGCUUAUCAACGAAAGCGUACAGCGCCUCGUUUUUAUGUAACUCCUCUUGCUUUGGAUGUAGCUGGAGGUCAUACUACUUUCUUGGAAAGUAAAUCAGGUGGAUGGGGUCCACAAUUAGGAGUUAUUCCUACUGGUGUCUCAAAAACAGAUCCCACCGAUAGCAACAAAAUGUUUUCGCAAAUUUCAGUAUCGAAUUCUUCCGAUGUUGGUUAUAUUUUGCUAGAAACCAAUUUCCGACUAUACGCCUAUACUGAUUCACCGCUUCGUACCGCUCUUCUUAGUUUAUUUAGCAAAAUACGUGCACGUUUUCCUAAUCUUGUUGUUGCUGAUAUAACUCGUGACUCAGUUCGUGAAGCAUUAAUUCGUGGAAUAACUGCAAAUCAGAUUCUAUCUUUCUUAACAACCAAUGCACAUCCAGAUAUGUUAUUACAGAAUCCUAUAUUACCGCCUACUUUAACCGAUCAAAUACGACUAUGGGAAUUAGAACGAGAUAGAUUUUUAUUUCAAGAAGGCUGUUUGUAUGAACAAUUCUCUCGGAAUACAGAUUUUGAAAUGGUUCGGGAUUAUGCUAAAAGCAUUGGUGUUUUACUCUGGGAAAAUCCUGAACGAAGACUUAUGGUUGUGUCUAAAGCAGGUCAUGAAGAUGUACGGAAAUUUUGGAAACAUAAACGUCCAUCCUAAAACUUUGUCACUGUUCAAUUUUCUUUUUCUACUCCAGAUUAUAUGUACAUAUAUAAUUAGACAUUUUCAUUUUUAUUCUAACAGUAUUUGUUGAAGAGUGAUUUUUCAGCAAAACUCCAUGAUUUGUUAUUUUUAAACUUAAAAUGCAAUAUUAUAUCAAAAUUCAA